AACCGAGGAGUGCGAUGAAGAUAGGGCCGAGUGGGAUCGACAAGCCACAGAACACCAGAAGCGCGGUUUUAUCGUGACUCAGUUGCAGAAGCGCGGUCACCCACUCGCAGGUUCAAGGGGGGGUUUCCUGCAACUCACCCGUCAUGUACGAAGUGUUUUCGCUGACCAGCCGACCAGUCGAUUCGUUCGUUCACGCCUUCUCCCUCUGCGCCUCCAAGAUGGAGCUCUGGAUCUUCGAUCGGGCUGGGGCGUAUAGUUCAGGCCCUUUCGACAUUCACGAAAAGCCGGCACAAGGAGAGAGUUAGGCGUGCAACUCAAGGAGCAAGCCCAGCGCGUGAUGACUACCGAGAUCGAGC
This is a messenger RNA of Neurospora tetraspora, 356 nucleotides long. RefSeq lists its product as uncharacterized. The coding region runs from base 144 to 305 and encodes 53 amino acids. NCBI's taxonomy places the organism in Eukaryota, Fungi, Ascomycota, Sordariomycetes, Sordariales, Sordariaceae. The record is from RefSeq and is a predicted model, not a curated record. The transcript has a single exon.